Molecule: messenger RNA, 3701 nt
Organism: Petromyzon marinus (sea lamprey)
Lineage: Eukaryota; Metazoa; Chordata; Hyperoartia; Petromyzontiformes; Petromyzontidae
Product: E3 SUMO-protein ligase PIAS2-like
Biological process (GO): regulation of transcription by RNA polymerase II; protein sumoylation
Cellular component (GO): chromatin
Molecular function (GO): SUMO ligase activity; zinc ion binding; transcription coregulator activity
Source: RefSeq, a predicted model, not a curated record
AAUUGUGUUUGUAGCGGUUGCACCCGAGUUAAGAGCCGCAUGGCUCAAAGGGCUAUGCCUAAUAAAUGAAACUUGAAAGGUCUGGUGAGGGGUCAGGUGAGCUUGAUGGGCGGUCAAUGUCUGGUGAGAUUGGUGAGGGGCCAGGUGAUUUUGGUGAGUGGUAAAUGUCUGGUGAGUUUGGUGAUUGGUGAGGGUCGGGCCUAAUUCCCCGCCCCUCACUCCAACGACGACGGAGGGAAAAACUCCCUCUGUUCUGACAAGGCCGGCUGGCGGCACGCGAUUGGUGGAGGUGCGCGCCACGUGAUGCGGGAUCGAGGGCGGAGGAGGGAAGAAGAUGGCCGACACGGCGGAGCUCAAGCACAUGGUGAUGAGCUUCAGGGUGUCGGAGCUGCAGGUUCUGCUGGGCUACAUAGGGCGGAGCCGCACAGGGCGCAAGCACGAGCUCAUGACGACUGCCCUCCAGGUGCUCAAGUCUGGCUGCAGCGCCGCUGUGCAGAUCAAGAUUCGGGAGCUCUACCAAGUAAUCAUUCGCAAGCAGCGCCGAUACCCCGGCAAAGCGAUGUCGCCGUCGGAGUUUGCUACGGUGGUAGACUCCUCACCGCCGCCACGACCGCAGACGCUAUCGUCGCCCACAGCACUGCUCUACCACCAUUCGGCAAGCUCCUCACAGGCGCCCGCUGCUAAAAUUCCUCCCGCAGCCUCAGGGCCCAUCCCUCUGCUGUCGGUGCGUGCCAAGCAGGAUGCUGACAUGAGUCACCGAUCACCCCCGCGCCUUCCUGCGCCGCCCGACGUGCGGCUCACUAAGCUGCCCUUUUACGAUGUACUCGACGAAAUCAUGAAACCGACUGGCCUGGUUGCCACCAGCACGCAGCGCAUGCAAGAGGCGUACUUUGUGUUCCCUCUCACGCCACAACAAGUCUCUCAGAUAUCCUCGUCUAGGGAGCUGCUGCCAGGUUCACGCUACGACUACUCGGUACAGCUGCAGCUGAGGUUCUGCCUCUCGGAGACGAGCUGCCCACAGGAGGACCACUUCCCCCUCAACGUGUGCGUCAAGGUCAACGGGAAGCCCUGCCCGCUGCCGGGCUGCUUGCCACCCCAGAAGAACGGCGUGGAGCCCAAGAGGUCAAGCCGCGCGGUCAACAUGACGUCGCUCGUGCGGCUCACACCCUCCGUGCCCAACCACAUCACCGUGUCCUGGUCUACGGACUUCGGCAGGAGCUACUCGCUGGCCGUGCACCUGGUGAAGCAGCUGUCAUCGGCCGUGUUGCUCAACAGGCUCAAGGCGAAGGGCAUCCGCAACUCGGACCACUCGCGCGCCCUCAUCAAGGAGAAGCUGACUGCUGAUCCCGACAGCGAGAUUGCCACCACCAGCCUUAGGGUGUCCCUGCUGUGUCCGCUCGGCAAGAUGAGGCUGAGCCUGCCAUGCCGGGCGCUCACCUGCACGCACCUGCAGUGCUUCGACGCCGCAUUGUACCUGCAGAUGAAUGAGAAGAAACCCACGUGGGUUUGCCCUGUAUGCGACAAGAAGGCACCCUACGACGGGCUAAUCAUCGACGGGCUGUUUGUGGAGAUUCUCAACUCUUGCACGGACGCAGAUGAGAUCCAAUUUCGGCAGGAUGGGCUGUGGAGUCCAAUGAAGCCCAAGAAGGAGAGCAAGGAGCGAACAGUGGCGACCAUGCACCGCUCCAAUGCUGAUAGUAUGAGUGGCUACGGCAGCUCGGGUUACUCUGCAUUGGCGGCGUCGGCAUCGCAACCAAGCCGCGCGGGCAGCAAGCGUGCCGAGGUCAUCGACCUCACAGUGGGAAGCUCCGACGACUCAUCAGACGCCAGCGAGCGAGACGACGAUGACGACGACGAUGACGACUCAUCUCCCUCACCUCCACCGCCGCCACCUACAAAAAAGUUCUGCACGAGCGCCAUCAUGGAGCUGCCCGGGAAAGGGGUGCUGAACCUGCACCGCUCCAGUGUGUCCCCCAUGGUGUCGAGUUACCUGCCCACGUCACUGGCGGACUUCACCUCCUACUCCAUGUCCACCAUGCCCCCAGACAUGCCCACCCUGGAUUUGUACUCCAUCUUGCAGACGGAUAGUCAGUUCGGCAGCGGAGUGUACCUGGACAAUCCGUCGUCAAACGCAGCUGCGCUCACCACAUCCACCAUGACGUCCACCACCUCCAGCCGCUUGCAGGAGCCACACCCUCCCAGUACUGCUGCCACGGUGGCUGCCAGGGCCUAUCCAGAUGUCAUCUCACUCGACUGACUAUCCAUGAAGCAGGGGAGAGGCUGUGCCAGUCAACUGUGCUUAUAAUGCAGCAGCCUCCACGGACCUUGGGGUUGAUAUUCGAGAAGAUUCAAAUUGGACACUGGCUUCACCAACACUUCGGUUCAAGUUAUCAAACCAGUCCUGGGCAUGUGGGGUGUCAAGACCACCAAAAAAAUGUAUUUUGGGCUAGAUUGCAUAAAUAGAUCUAUAUCACACUUUUCAUCAAGGAUCUCAAAGCAAUAUACAAGACAGAAGCACACACUCAGCAUAUUAAAUGCAUUUUAAGAAUAAUUUACUAAAACGAAAAGUUUAAGAAGUGUAUAGGUUUUUAAGGAACAUUUGAAAAUGUCCACUCUGAUCCUGAAAUUUAAUUGAGGAGCCUUCUAUAGCCUGGGGGCUACAUGGGAAAAAGCUGUCACCCAGACCAAAACCUAAACCUGGCAAUGCAGAGAUCGCCAGAUCUUAGUGACCGUUGAGGGGACAUGGGUGCAGCAUGUCAAUGUAGGCGGGGCAAGAUGGUUCAGGGAAGCCAAAACUGGUGUCGCAGCACUUUAGCCACACCACGGAGUAAGACAUUAAAAGUCUGAUAUGACAGCAUGGACCACCUUUUCUGCAUGGGAGGCAGGGAAGGGAUAGGAUAGAUUCUGAAGAUAGAAAAUGAAGUGAUCUUUUUAACGAGCCUUGAAGCACAUGGGAUCACAGAUGACCCCUAGAUUUGUAAUUUCCUUUUCUGUGUUGCUCAACCCACCACCACAACUAAUUAGUAAGGUGUACGCAAGCAAAGCAUGCCAAUUCCUUACGAGUUAAGCACACCAGUGUUAAAGAGCAAACCAACAUUUACAAUUCAAGAGGACUGGUUAUAAUUACCAGCAAAACUCAAAUUGUAAAUGUGCUGAACUAGAAACUAAUUGUAAUGUUUUGUUUACAUGAUAAACCUUACUAUUUGGCUGUGCUGAUCUAUAUUUAUGCCAUCUAACACAAACCUAUUGGGUCAGGAAAGCUGAGACAUAACUGUGCACUAACACUCAGGUUGUAAAAAUUACAAUAUCUUCCCCCACAAGUUAACCACACAGCUCUGAUUACUUGCAAGUGUCAAAUCGUUUAAAAUUUACAGCAAUACCACCAUUGAAGGUAUUUAUUUCACAGAACAAGACUUGACCUGAAGUACCUGCACAAACAUGGCCUUAUCCUGCAAGUGGUGCUGAAACCUUAACAGGCUGCAUAAUGCCAAAAGCAGAUCUCUCCAUGGAUUUUGGGAUGUCAAGUCAGCUUAAUAUUGUAAAAAAAUAAUGUACAGUUUGUAGUUGAUUAAAUGUCAUUUUUAGCCACAUUGGUAAUCCUCACAGGAUGCCUGUUUGUCAGUCUCCUUGCACAUUUGGUAUUGGAACGUCUUGUAGACAUGUUUUCUUCAGUUGCUCAUUAAAAUUGACAACGGACCAUA